CACUGUAACUCUGCUCUGUCAGUGUCGCUCUCAGUACAGCUCCCGCCCGCCGCGACCCUGGACACAGAUGGACCAGAAGGGCCAGUCCUAUAUGCUUGCCACUCUGACGCGGCCCCACUCGGAGCAGCUGCUGCAAGGCCUCCAGCUGUUGCGCCAGGACCACGAGCUGUGUGACAUCGUGCUGCGAGUGGGCGAUGCCAAGAUCCAUGCGCACAAAGUGGUGCUGGCCAGCAUCAGCCCGUACUUCAAGGCUAUGUUCACGGGCAACCUGUCGGAGAAGGAGACCUCGGAGGUCGAGUUCCAGUGCAUCGAUGAAGCAGCACUACAGGCCAUCGUGGAAUACGCCUACACAGGGACAGUUUUCAUCUCACAAGACACGGUGGAGUCUCUCCUCCCGGCCGCGAACCUCCUCCAAGUCAAACUGGUCCUGAAAGAGUGCUGCAGCUUCCUGGAGAGCCAGCUGGACGCGGCCAACUGCAUCGGCAUCUCGCGCUUCGCCGAGACCUACGGCUGCCACGAGCUCUGCCUGGCGGCCACCAAGUUCAUCUGCGAGAACUUCGAGGAGGUGUGCCGGACCGAGGAGUUCUUCGAGCUGACCAGGGAGGAGCUGGACGAGAUCGUGUCCAGCGACUGCCUGAAGGUGCUGACGGAGGAGACGGUGUUCUACGCCCUGGAGUCGUGGAUCAAGUACGACCUGAGCGAGCGGCAGCAGUACCUGGCUCCGCUGCUGCACUGCGUGCGGCUGCCGCUGCUCAGCGUGAAGUUCCUCACCCGGCUCUACGAGGCCAAUCACCUCGUCCGGGACGACCACGCCUGCAAGCAUCUCCUCAACGAGGCCCUCAAGUAUCAUUUCAUGCCCGAGCACAGGCUGUCCUACCAGACGGUGCUGUCCACGAGACCGCGCUGCGCCCCUAAGGUGCUCGUUGCCGUGGGAGGCAAGGCUGGACUCUUCGCCACUUUGGAAAGCACCGAGAUGUACUUCCCUCAGACAGACUCCUGGAUCGGCCUGGCCCCGCUCAGCCUCCCCCGCUGCGAGUUCGGCGUCGCCGUCCUGGACCAGAAGCUCUACGUGGUGGGCGGCAUCGCCACCCACAUGCACCAGGGCAUCAGCUACAGGCGGCACGAGAGCACCGUGGAGAGGUGGGACCCGGACAGCAACACCUGGACGUCCGUGGAGCGCAUGGCCGAGUGCCGGAGCACGUUAGGGGUGGUGGUUUUGGCGGGAGAGCUGUACGCGCUCGGGGGCUACGACGGCCAGUACUACCUCCAGUCGGUGGAGAAGUACGUACCCAAGAUGAAAGAGUGGCAGCCCGUGGCGCCCAUGACCAAAUCCAGGAGUUGUUUCGCCACCGCAGAGCUCAACGGGACCAUCUAUGCCAUCGGAGGCUACGGGCCUGCACACAUGAACAGUGUGGAGCGCUACGACCCCAGUAAAGACGCCUGGGAGAUGGUAGCGCCCAUGGCUAACAAGAGAAUAAACUUCGGAGUGGGGGUCAUGCUGGGUUUUAUAUUUGUGGUCGCCGGACACAACGGCGUGUCUCACUUGUCCAGCAUCGAAAGAUACGACCCCCAUCAGAACCAGUGGACCGCAUGCCGGCCUAUGAACGAACCCCGCACAGGCGUGGGUUCGGCCGUCGUGGACAACUGCCUGUACGUGGUGGGAGGCCAUUCCGGGUCGUCGUACCUGAACGCGGUGCAGCGCUACGACCCCAUCUCGGACAGCUGGCUGGACUCCAGCGGCAUGAUGUACUGCCGCUGUAACUUCGGCCUCACCGCGCUUUGACGUCCGGAAGACGCCCGGAAGAGAGACGAUAAAAGACCCGCGCUUCUUUUCUCUGCUCGACGUUCAUCUCUGGAAAGUAGCUGCGGCUGUGCGAGGCGAGUACCCGUGUGGAUCUGAGGGACCGCGGCACAGCGGCAGGGAAGAAACCGGCAGAGAUCGGAUGAGAGCUGCCGUCCGGACUGGGAGGCCCAAGCAGUCGGACGCUUCGGGUCUUCGAGGCGGCGUCCGCCUGGAAGAGAAAACAAACUUUUUUCAUCCCUACAGGUUCCUGGCUACGGGUGCAGCCGGGCACUUCUAGUUUCUGUUUGUGCGUCUACGCCUGUCUAUGAUACGUAUGCAUGUCGAGGAUCGGAUGACGUCGCAGUGUGUGUGUGUGUGUGUGUGUGUGUGUGUGUGUGUGUGUGAACUGUACGAACUGAAAACAGUGCUUCACAAAAUAGUGAAAGAACUUUAUUCACACUUUAAAAAGGGCUGCCUUUCUUUCUCUUGUACACAUUUGACUGAAUACAGAUAAUAUCCUCCA
Trichomycterus rosablanca is the source of this 2306-nucleotide messenger RNA. Its product is annotated as kelch-like protein 28. The transcript has 6 exons. Lineage: Eukaryota; Metazoa; Chordata; Actinopteri; Siluriformes; Trichomycteridae. The record is from RefSeq and is a predicted model, not a curated record. Bases 68 to 1783 code for a protein of 571 amino acids. Gene Ontology annotation, molecular function: protein binding.